Messenger RNA from Closterium sp. NIES-65, 606 nucleotides. NCBI's taxonomy places the organism in Eukaryota, Viridiplantae, Streptophyta, Zygnematophyceae, Desmidiales, Closteriaceae. The record is from the annotation of a GenBank genome assembly.
AUGCCACCACCACCGCCAUUAUGGGCAGUCGCGGUGCUGCCAUGCUGCGCGCACUGGGGGAAGCCCAGGGAAGAGGAGGUGGGUGGGUGUGGGCAUGAUCACACCCGUGAGAAUGGCAUCCGUGAGUGCUGCAUCAGCUGCCAGCAGCCGUGCUCGCCCCUCCUCCAUGCUCGCGCUCCUCCCAAUCAUGCUGCCUCUGCUUCCCGUGCUUCCCGUGCUGCCUAUGCUGCCUGUUCUUCGCGCAUGUCUGUAUUGAUCAAACUGCCGCUCAUGCUCCCUCCCGCCCCUUCUCCCCCACCUUCUCCCUCCCCUCUUCCCUCUCCCCCCCCUCUUCCCUCUCCCCUCCCUCCCAUUCUCCUGCCCAUGCUGCCCCCGAGUCGUCUCCCAGGGGCACCAGUAUCCGUGUCCCCUCUGCUGCUCUUGACUCCUCAUUCCUCCUCCCUUUCCUCGCCCGCUCCCUCUGCUGCCCCCUCCCAUGCUCGCUGCCUCUCACUCCUCCAUCUGCCUGCCCCCACUUCACCCUGCUGCUCCACUGCACCCGCCGCCAGUCUACCCGCGCUGCCCGCGGCGCUUGCGUCGCCCAGGCGCGGCCCCAAGAAGGAGUAG